This is a messenger RNA of Apus apus (common swift), 3995 nucleotides long. RefSeq names its product arg8-vasotocin receptor-like. Gene Ontology annotation, molecular function: peptide binding; vasopressin receptor activity. Gene Ontology annotation, biological process: G protein-coupled receptor signaling pathway; regulation of systemic arterial blood pressure by vasopressin; positive regulation of vasoconstriction. The coding region runs from base 136 to 1248 and encodes 370 amino acids. The transcript has 2 exons. NCBI's taxonomy places the organism in Eukaryota, Metazoa, Chordata, Aves, Apodiformes, Apodidae. Gene Ontology annotation, cellular component: membrane. The record is from RefSeq and is a predicted model, not a curated record.
UGCUCACAAGCAGGAGGAGAAUUGCUUGAAGAUAUACUGAAACCUGAACCUGGGCUGGUUUGUCUGCUAGCCAGUACUUCGCAGCUGUCAAUCUGAAUUGCAACUAGCAGCUACUGUAAGUAGCUUCUGUGCACUAUGAAGAAUUUUUCAUUUCCUAUGCAGGAUAACACACAUCAGACCGAGAGUCCUCCUCACAGAUUCCUGAGUUUGAGAAAUCAGUCAGAUCCUGUUGGAAGAGCAGAAAGAGAUGAGCAAUUAGCUCAAGUAGAAAUUGCUGUACUGGGGGUCAUAUUUCUGACAGCAUCUGUGGGCAAUUUUAUUCUCAUACUGGUGCUGUGGCGGAGAAGAAAGAAGCUCUCUAGGAUGUAUGUAUUCAUGCUUCACCUCAGCAUCGCUGACUUAGUGGUAGCCUUCUUUCAAGUGCUGCCUCAACUCAUAUGGGAUAUUACAGAUGUUUUCAUAGGGCCAGAUUUCUUGUGCAGAAUUAUCAAGUAUCUGCAAUUGCUGGGCAUGUUUGCCUCUACUUAUAUGAUAGUGGUCAUGACAGUGGACAGAUAUCAAGCAGUUUGCUACCCUAUGGUCACUUUCCAAAAGAAGAGAGCUCUCUGGAACAUCCCCAUUUGCACGAGCUGGUCUGUAUCACUGAUUCUUAGCUUACCACAGGUAUUUAUCUUUUCUAAGGCUGAAAUAUCUCCAGGUAUAUUUGAAUGUUGGGGUGAAUUUGUUCAGCCAUGGGGCCCAAGGGCAUAUGUGACUUGGAUUUUUGUAGUUAUAUUCUUCAUUCCCUCAGUCAUCCUUCUCACAUGCCAGGUUAAGAUUUGCAAAAUAAUCAAAAGAAAUAUGUAUGUGAAAAAACAGAAUGUGUACGAAGUAACAGAUCAGAAGCAAGUCCUGCCAUCUCGAGCAAGCAGUGUGAACUGUAUUUCAAAGGCUAUGAUCAAGACUGUAAAAAUGACAGUGGUGACAGUUGUUGCAUAUGUUCUUUGUUGGUCACCUUUCUUCAUUGCACAGCUGUGGUCUGUGUGGUUCCCCAGUGUCCUGACAGAAGGUUCAGCAUUCACCAUUAUCAUGCUCCUCGGCAAUUUAAAUAGUUGCACCAACCCAUGGAUUUACAUGUAUUUUUGUGGCCACAUUCCAUAUUGCACAAAGAAGCGUUUGGAGAACAGCUCAGCUCAAGAGGAAUCAGUGAUCACGGGGAGCAUUCAUCUUGUAGAUAGAGACCCUGAGGAAAACAGUACCUCUGCAUAAAUGUUGAAUGCUUCUUGGUGUUUUCGUACAUUUGCUAUGUUCGCAAGAUGUAUUGAUAUUUUACCACCAUCCCUUGCUUUCUGGAUAAGUAAGCUGGAAAAUUGUCUUUUGUUGUAUAAAUAUAUUUCUCUUCAGUUUUGUAGGAUACACAGGAAGCUUCUGUGUUGUGCAAGUCUGACUCAGUACUUUCAUCACCACUGUGUUAUGAGAAUGAAUUCUUGUAAAUACUGACAAAGAUACAUAAAAGUAUCUUGGAUAUUAUGUGUCCCAAAGUACUUUAUCUUCUGUGAUUCUGGUCCAACAAAUGGAAAAAUAAUUUAAAAGGAAUCUGACAUAACUAGACCUGAAUGUGUGUUCAAACUGAAUUAUGAAUUGUUUGUAAUUCUUGUGGGGUUGGGAGACAGUUCGACAAAUCUUGAAAAGGCAGAAGAAAGUCAGAAAUAUCAAUUUCUAGCUAUCAUAAAUACCUUUUUAAAAUUAACUCCUUAUAUACUUUUAUAAAAUGCCUUGCAGCUUAAUAUAAUUAAAAAAAACCCAAAAAACUCAGUGUCCUUGUGACACUGAACACCUACUUCAGCAGUUUCAAAGGCUGCUGUGGAUUGCAGAAGGUCAGCAGCACAGUAGCAGUCCAGGUUUGUGGCUUCACACAAUAAUGUUUGAUCUUUCAUGCAUUCCCUGAUGUUCAAGCAGUUAACCACAUACACACACAUAUACUUGCUUUAAAUACAAAAUAGUGCUAGGAAUUACAAUUUCCUUUGGUAGUCAGACUGUUUUUUUUCUGGCAUGCAAUUUAUUACCAGAGUGUGCUUAGAACCAUUUCAGGUUUAAUUUCAAUUAUUUCCCCUUUGUGGUAAAAAUAAAUCUGCAGAUCUCUAUCUCAAAAUGUCAUUUGCUUGUUAGCUUGUGGGUGUUUUGUGCAGGUAGCCAUUUAUUCCCUUUUCAGUGUCUGCAAUAUAAUCAGAGGAGUAUGGAAGGAAUAUCAGCAAGGCUCUUUCAGGUGAGAAUAAAGUUGCAUUCACAGAGAUUCUUGGUGGUAUUUGCAUAUCAUCUGCCUACAUUAUACUACAUUUCAUCAAUGCUGUUCACAUUUCAUUUUCAUGAGUGUUAGCAAUCUCAGAUUUCAAUGGAAAAGCUCUAAAAGUGGGUUUUUUGAAUAGUCUAAAAUGUACUCGAAAUACUGAUUUAAACUAACUACUGGUUGAAUUAUGAUAAGUGCUGCUGUAAUGAAUAAUUGUGCUUCAGGUUAAUAUGACUGAAUAUAAUUGGUAUAGUUCAUAGGGGUAUCAACUAAUAUUGACAUUCUUUAUGAUGGGAAAAGCUGGUGUCUCAGUUCAUCUGGAAAGAAUGGUUCUCCAGCAAGCAGGAAGAGGAGGAAGGUGGAUGAAUAUAGUACCAGAGUCACACAACAAUGGGAAGAGUCCGUAUGAAGUCUCUUAUUAUAAUUGUAAUGGAUACUUUUUUCUUGCUGGUUUGGUUUUUUUCCCCCUCUCUGUUUAAUUAGUAGUUGUUAAUUUUACCCCACACCAUGUCCCCAGUUAGAGCAAUUCUAUAUCUCAAAUGACAGUGUCCCUAUCUGGAGUACAAACAUCCAAGAUACAGUCCAUAGUAUUGACAGGAUAUUUGCUGCCUUCAGCCACUGACUUUUUAAGACUUUCAGUCAAAUUAGCUUUCAAUUAGUUUUUCCCUUAUGACUUCAUCCAAUGGUUAAUGGUGGUUUUGUUUGGGUUUUUUUCCUACUUCCUUUGAUUGCAGUUAGUUAUGUGAUAAAAUAUGCAGAAUUGAAGGGAACUGUAAAUAGAAAUGCUUCAACCUUUGUCAUUGUAAUACUGGGUUUGCAGCAAAACACACUCAAAGCCUCAAAAGGAAUAGGUUUGUAAGGAAAACAGGCAUUCAAAUAGUGUAAAUAGUCAUAGAUCCUGAACUAAAGUUGUGGUACUGCUCAGAGAUCACAGUGGAGCUGUGCCAUUUCACACCACCUCAUCUGGCCUCUGAUAUUUAAAAAGUGUAACUUCUACUACUUACAUUUCUGCAUUUCUCAUAUAUUUGUUACUGGAUCUAAAAAUAUUUUGGUAGAGCACGAUGUCUCAAAUCGCAGUAUCUGAAUGUGUUCUAUAAAAGUCUGAGAGCAAUAUUGACUGUCUGUAUUUCAGAUAUUUUGGUCAUGUAAUGAAUGAAAUACCAGAACUUCUUAAGUUCAGUAAUGAAUGCUCACUGUCUGUAAUGUUCAAAACAAUGAUAUUUUUGUCUCUCAAAUUCUUUCUAAUGUUUUAGUUUUAUUUCCCCUGAGAUCAGUCCUGCUGUUAAGAAGAUAAUUAAAGCUUGCUGCACUGCAGUGUCAAUCUACAGGUUAUGGAGACUAGUUUCAGUCUGUCUGGAAGUAUUUGAAUGCAGGUAUUAUUGCUUUAUUUGCCAGCAAAGCGGAUUGGGCUGCAAUAUCCAGAUGUAAGUCGUUACCCUGCAUGGUCUGCCCUGCCUGCCCCAUGGAUAGCACUGACUCCUGACAAACAAACUCAAUUAAUUUUGAGAAUUCUCUUUAUUUUUAAUAAGAUGUCCUAUACAGGACUUUUCUUAUUUCUUAAAGAAAACUACAUUUAAAAAUUAAUGACAUUUUUCUCUUUGUAAAUUUGGCCAUCAGUUUUCUUGGGAAUUGUUAUCUGAAUAUUGUGUCCCUGUUUUCCUCUCUAUUUUGAUUCUUAAGGUGGACUUUAUCUUUUCACAUUCACUGUUACUUAGAUUUCCCGUAGGCA